GGACAUCUCUUGUAUCUCCAUGAUGUGGACAGUCUUCAGCCUGGUUCUUGUCAGCUCCCUUUUUGUACUCAAAAGCGAAGCACUGCAGUGUUACACCUGUGUAGGUUCUAGUGAUGAAGACUGUAACAGACAAGGAACUCAGCAAUGUCCAGGGCAUUCAGAUGCAUGUGCGGUCAUUAGAGGACAAGCAAGUGGCAUUAUGAAGUCCUGUUCGUUCAGGUCCUUCUGCGAGCGGGCAAGGAGGGACGGAUCCAGAGCGCCUGGAGUGAGCGUUCACUGCUGCUACUCAAACAACUGCAAUGCAAAAAGCCUGGCUUCAAGAGUCACCACCUCCACAAGCUACUUCUCUCUCCUCGUCUUUGCAUUGCUGUGGCACCUGUUGUUGAGGCUGACAUGA
This is a messenger RNA of Pygoscelis adeliae (Adelie penguin), 397 nucleotides long. Its product is annotated as CD59 glycoprotein-like. The coding region runs from base 20 to 397 and encodes 125 amino acids. Lineage: Eukaryota; Metazoa; Chordata; Aves; Sphenisciformes; Spheniscidae. The record is from RefSeq and is a predicted model, not a curated record. The transcript has 3 exons.